AUGCCCAAGUUUUAUUGUGACUACCACAAUACAUACCUCACCCAUGACUCUCCAUCUGUGAGAAAGACACCCUGCAGUGUCUUCAAAGAGAAGGUGAAAGACUGCUAUCAGAGAUGGAUGGAAGAGGAUACUCAGAGCCUUACUGACAAAACAAUGGCUGCAUUUCAGCAAGGAAAGAUACCUCCUACUACAUUCUCUGCUUCUCCUCCUGCAGGGGCAAUGAUCCCACCUUCUCCCAGUUUCCCAGGUUCUCCCUGCCCUGGUAUGAUGCCAGCAGCCCAUGUGGGAGGCCCUCCCAUGAUGCUGGCAAUGGGCCUUCCACCUCCUGGAAUGAUGGCAGUGGGACCUGCUCCUGGAAUGAAGCCACCCAUGGGAGGCCACAUGCCAAUGAUGCCUGGUCCUCCAAUGAUGAGACCUCCUGCCCGUCCCAUGAUGGUGCCCACUCGGCCAGGAAUGACACAAUUGGACAGAUAA
Molecule: messenger RNA, 474 nt
Organism: Cynocephalus volans (Philippine flying lemur)
Lineage: Eukaryota; Metazoa; Chordata; Mammalia; Dermoptera; Cynocephalidae
Product: U1 small nuclear ribonucleoprotein C-like
Exons: 1
Coding region: 1-474 (157 amino acids)
Biological process (GO): mRNA splicing, via spliceosome; mRNA 5'-splice site recognition; spliceosomal snRNP assembly
Cellular component (GO): U1 snRNP
Molecular function (GO): zinc ion binding; pre-mRNA 5'-splice site binding
Source: RefSeq, a predicted model, not a curated record